UCUCUUUCUCUCCUCUAGCAUGGAAAUGAAUCCACCCUGAGCCCAGAGGGGACCUGCAGGGUGCGGACUCUCCAACCAGGCACAUGGGAGAAUGUGGUGGGGUUCCUGGUACCAUCCAUCCCCAUUAGACCCAUCUCUUACUUCAACACCUUCCUGUGUUCACGCUGGGACUUUGACAUGGUCCCGUAUUCCCUGGACAAGCUCUUCGGGGGCACCAUCUCUUCCGUUGUGGAAGCCCAGCCUCAAUGGCACCACCUGCCGUACGUCCCCAAAUUCACGAUCAAGGAGACUUGUGUGCCAGAGAACUCAACUAGAGCAGACCGGGAGCCUCCCUUGCACCUUCUCAUUGCUCACGUGGAACGUCUAGAGCCUACCAAGGAAGAGACAGCUCCUGCUCCAUAUCGAGAAGAAAAUGAGCCUUCUAUGCAGCCAGUGCCAGCACCUGAGAAAAAGCCUCUAAUGGAGAUAGGAGAGGAGCAGAAGCCAGCUGCAGAGCACUCUUUGCUCUCUUCUGUGAAUGAGAAGAUCAGGUCUGCGCAGAAGUUUCUGUUAGCCUUCCCUCCCGUGUUGCUGGCGCAGCAGCUGAACAUGACGGACCCGGUGAGCACUGGUCAGUGUGGGGCAGGAGGGGCGGCCCAUCCUUCUGAGACAGAAAACAGCAGGUCCACACAGGAGGUGCUCUUAGCCUUCCUUCACGGGCUGCUGGCGCAGCAGAUGACCCUGCUGGAUGCAGUGGGGACUGAGACUGUGGGGCUGGUGGGGCAUGCCGUCCUUCCAUCACCUCUGCUCUCUGUCCCACCACUCCCAGAUGACAUGGAACUGGGACAGAUGAAAGUUCCAUAUUGUGCAUAACGCACGGCCUACAUCUGUCUCUUGGCACGUGAGCCAACCCUGUGCUCAUGUGGGUGUAGACAAUGGAGAUGGGGCACGGAUGACACCAGCUUUCCAUGGUGACUAAGAGGUCCACCUAAGAUUGAGUCAAUGGAAUACAGCACAGAGAGUUGGCUUAGAUGAUAAAGGAAGGUGUUCAGAGAGCUGUAGGCAGGACUACGUGUCACUAGCCAUCUUCCUAGGAAGAUUUGAAAUACACAACAUUUUUCAGCAGAUAUGACAACAGGUCUCCUAGUUCUAGUUGACGCCGGACAUUUGCCAUUGCAGUGGAUAAAGAGCAGAGG
Messenger RNA from Octodon degus (degu), 1175 nucleotides. RefSeq lists its product as uncharacterized. Bases 178 to 852 code for a protein of 224 amino acids. The transcript has 3 exons. Lineage: Eukaryota; Metazoa; Chordata; Mammalia; Rodentia; Octodontidae. The record is from RefSeq and is a predicted model, not a curated record.